This is a messenger RNA of Ziziphus jujuba (common jujube), 2610 nucleotides long. RefSeq names its product UBA domain-containing protein 7. The coding region runs from base 222 to 2306 and encodes 694 amino acids. The transcript has 5 exons. NCBI's taxonomy places the organism in Eukaryota, Viridiplantae, Streptophyta, Magnoliopsida, Rosales, Rhamnaceae. The record is from RefSeq and is a predicted model, not a curated record.
UCUAAUUGCUGCUCUCAUUUUUGGUACCAAAAAAAAAAAAAAGAAGAAAAAAAAGCUUGAGGUUUUCAUUUUCUCACGUAGUUUCGAUACCUCUUUCUCUCUCUAAAAUCUCUCUCUCUCUUCCUAGAACUCCCUAAUUUCUCUGUAACUGCCUUGGUUCGUGGACGAGGAGAUUAGGGUUUUAUUUUAUUUUAUUUUUCUUCUUGAAUGGUAAGAAGUAGAUGAGGGGUAAAGGUGUGUUAAAAGAAAAUUCUAAACUAAGAACUUGUUCUGGGAAGAAAACAGUAAAAAGUGGUCAGGUUAACGGAAAUUCUGGGAAUGCCAUUGUCAUUGAUCUUGACAGUGAUAAUGUUUUUACCAUCGAUGGAACAGACAGUUUACAAGAGAAAUUUCGAGGUUCCAGUUCACUGAGAGAAGGCAAGAAAUUUUCAUUUGAGGGCGUAAUUUACGUUGAUGAUGAUGAUGAAAAUGAUGUGGAUCCUCCAGUCCGUGCUGAAGAUGGUGGAGAUUUGGAUAGUGAUGCAACCUCAAGUAAAAGCCCUUGUUCUGUGUUUAACCACAGGCAGAAUUCUGUAUGCUUAGAUUGUGAUGACUGUCAGGUUGUGCAGGAAAAAACCUCUGCAUUCCAGUUCUCAAAGCACAAGGGAACCUUCUUUGUUAAAUCUCCUAGCAGAAAUCGUUAUGGUUUGGACCCUACAUCCGAUAGUGGUUCAUCAGAUAGUGAUUUUUCUGAUUGUGAGAUAAUUGAAGAUUCUCUUGGGAAGUUUCGUGAACAGUGGGAAAAAGCUUACCAAAAGAAAAAACAUGUUGUAAAUUGCCAAUCUGGUUUAGAGGAUCAGGCUAGUGCUUCUGGGUCCAAUAGUGAGUCUCCUGCAAGUGGUGAGGAAGAGAAUAGGAGAGGACAACAUGGGGAGGCCCCUGUCUGUUCUACCUCAAGUAGUGUGGACUAUGGAAAGGAAAACUUGUCUGAGUAUAUGGAAACUGAUCCAGUUUACAUGAAGAGUACUCCUCACAGUCCUCGAAUGGACAAUUUUUUUGUUGAUUCCAAUCAGAAAUUUGAGCAGGAAACUUUUACGCAUGUAAAUCACAGGUCAGCAAAGGAAAAGGAAGAUAAUGAGCAGAACUUUGGGAAAGGACUGCACUCUUGUGAUUCGUAUCCUAGAUCUAACAACUUUGAUAAGAGAAACACUAGCUUUCAGGAUGAAGGGGAUGAUGAUGAAUCUUUUGAGGUACCUACUUUUAACAUAUCUUCUCCAAUUGAAAAUGAAAAACAAGCUAGUUCAGUGGAUAAGGAGAAACUAGAUCAUGGACAACCAUUUAUGUCAAACUCUAGAACAUCUGAUGACGCCCAGGUUGGUAAUAUAUUUUCACCAAAUGAAAAUGAACACCAAACUGUUGCAAUGGAUAAGGAGAAACUAGAUAAUGGACAACUGUAUGAAGCGCAGUUUGGUGAUAUAUCUUCAGCAAAUGAAAAGGAAAAUCGAACUAGUGCAAUGGGUAAGGAGAAACUAGAUGAUGGGCAACUGUAUGAAGCACAGGUUGAUGAUGUAUCUUGUUCUGAUGAUAGAGUAGGUGUUCCUGAAGAAGUUUUUCUCCACAGCUCCUUAUCUGAAGGCAAGUCAGAAGUCAGUAGUGAAAAAGCUUGUUAUCAAGGAGAAGUGAGACAGGAUUCUAAGGAAGUAACUUCCUGCAAUAAUACAUGCAAUGAGACACUGCUUAAUGAGGAACCAUGUAGGGUUGAAGCUAGGGAAUCAUGUGACAUAGGGGAUUCUGGACACGCUCAAGAUGGUCAUGCAACCCUUGUUAGUUCACGGGAAAAGCUCAAGGAGACUGAUGAAUACAAGCGAGCAACAGAAGAAGAAUGGGCAUCCAGGCAGCGAGAGUUGCGAAUUCAGUCAGAAGAGGCAAAGAGAUUGCGCAAGAGAAAAAAAGCUGAUUUAUUGCGUUUAGAAGACAUGCAGAGAAGGCAAAAGCAACGUGUGGAAGAAGUCAGAGAGACUCAAAAGAAGGAUGAAGAAAAUUUGAAUCUGAAAGAGCAACUUCGUGGAGAAAUAAGGAAGGAGCUUGACAGAUUGGAAAUGACAUGCAUUGAUAUGACAUCCUUGCUUCGUGGCUUAGGAAUCCAAGUCGGGAGUAGCUUUCUGCCUAAGUCACAUGAGGUCCGUGCAGCUUAUAAACGAGCUGUGCUUAAAUUUCACCCAGACCGGGCAUCAAGAAGUGAUAUUCGCCAGCAGGUUGAAGCUGAGGAAAAAUUUAAGCUUAUUUCUCGCAUGAGGGAGAAAUUUUUAUCUUCUUCAUGUUGUUGAUCGCUAACAGAGACUUAAUUCUUUCGAAUUCACUGAUUUUCCUGUUAGUACUGAUAUAUAAUGUUUUGUGCGACUGCUAUUCCCCUAGAGCUUCAAGUUCGUUUACUGUAUCCGGUUAACAAUUUUUUGAGCAACAUAAACAGUUUAUACUAUAGAGCAUUUGUAAUUCCCUGUACUUAGUGAAGAAAAUUCUCUUUUCCUUACUAUUUAAGUCUUACAAGGAACAAUAACAAUAGGGUUUUUGAAGAUGAUGGCUUGUGAUGGAUACAUAUAUAUAUAUAUACAUAAUGUAUAUUUUUCUUUC